Molecule: messenger RNA, 489 nt
Organism: Durusdinium trenchii
Lineage: Eukaryota; Dinophyceae; Suessiales; Symbiodiniaceae
Source: the annotation of a GenBank genome assembly
AUGACCUUGCAAGCCAAAAGCAGCUUGAAAUAUCCGCCACAUCAAUGGUUUGAUAUUCAGAAGAGUGGUCUGGCAAAAGAACGCCAGACUCAAAGAAGCAACUUUCGACGAGCGCAUCCGCAUUUGGUCGCUCCACUGCCUGUGCUCUCACCGGAUGAUUUGGAAGAUCCAGCCAAGACCAUCGUGCCUCCUAGCGAUAUUUUUGCAGCAUCGUGGACUGCAACCCUGUCCAAAGUUGGAAGCAUCCAAGGUACCUCUUGCUGGCGCCAAACCCCUGAGAGAGGGCCUGCUCCUCAUCUCAUACCUCCACGACCUGGGGUGAAAUGCAGCAGUACUGGUGAGAUCUACCUGUCAAAAAGUCCAGCACAGGUGCCUUUUCGUGUGAGCACUGCUCCAGACCUGAAGAUGGUUGAUAAUGUCCUUUUCCGACCACGGCUUUAUAGUGAGCAACGCGUCGCAGGAAUUCCCAUGCAGGCUGGAUCCCCAUGA